This is a messenger RNA of Microdochium trichocladiopsis, 1922 nucleotides long. RefSeq names its product S-adenosyl-L-methionine-dependent methyltransferase. The transcript has 3 exons. Lineage: Eukaryota; Fungi; Ascomycota; Sordariomycetes; Xylariales; Microdochiaceae. The record is from RefSeq and is a predicted model, not a curated record. Gene Ontology annotation, molecular function: O-methyltransferase activity. Bases 1 to 1806 code for a protein of 601 amino acids.
AUGGCCACGCAAGGCUGGCCCUUUUCGCUUUUGCGUAGAGCAAGAGUGGACGGCUUGCUCAAGAGAGCUUUGAGCAGCGCCAGUGCCGCAGUCGUGGCCGGGCCCGAAGCACUCGCCUUCAGCCUUCAGCACCCUUCCCCACGUCCCAGGAACCAGCGGGCGGCACGGUUCAAGGAUCUCCACGGCCAGUACUCUCGAGCAUUACUCGAGUUCGAACGUGUGGACCCUGAGCCCAACAGUAUCGAGGAAAAGGUCUUCACAACAGAGCUGAGCCGUAUCUCGAAAGAAAUGGCAGCCUCACCAGCGGAUGACCAGGCCUCAGAGAUGAUGACUCAAUGUGCUUUGUUCACAGCCCGCCAGUUGUUCAGCACGUGGAAGGCUUUCGAUAAGAUUCCUGUAGGAGAAGGGGCCGAAAUGUCACUUAGUGAACUGGCCGCGCUAGUGGACGCCGACGAGGCACUUGUCAGGAGACUUGCUGGAGUGCUCGUCUCCCAUGGGGUGCUUGCGCAGACCAGUACGCACUCAGUUGCCCACACUGCAAAGUCUUUGGAGUUGAGAGAGGGAGAGUCCGUCGGGAAGCGGUGCCAGCUUUUCUGGGAGGUUUGCAUGGUGCCGUUUGCACAGGAACCUCGCUUCUUCCAGACAUAUGGACGCAAGGAACCUCAGACCAUGAACCAUGUUCCCAGCACUUUUGCGUACGGCAUGCCGGAAGAUACCUACUACAGUAUCCUGGAGAAGGACCCGGAGCGCAUGGAGCGCUUCGGCCGCCAGAUGCGGGCGAUGGAGAUCAACAUGCCGAGUGCCGGGAUCUACGACUUUAGCUGGCUGGCAGAGCGUGUGAAGCAGGAGAGCCCCGAAACCCCAUUGUCGGCAGGCUUCCCAGCGAGCGGCCAGAGAGCGGUCUUUGUCGACGUGGGCGGCGGCAUGGGCCAGGCCAGCAAGGCCAUAAUGGUAGAGAACCCGGACCUGCAGCCCUCGCGCUUCGUCCUUCAGGACCGCGCCGGGGUGGUCGGCAAGGUCAAGGCCAUGGACGACCCGGGGUUGCGAGACGUGUCCAAGAUGGUCAUUGAUUUUCACAACGAGCAGCCCAUCAAAGGUGCCUACGUCUACUUCAUCCGGCGCUGCCUUUUCAACUUCCCUGACGGCAUAGCACGCAACAUGCUGCGCGUCAUUGCCUCGAGCAUGUGCCCCCGGGAAAGCAGGCUCCUGAUCCAGGAGGACGUCAUGGAAGACCCGCCCAGCGUCCGCAUGUCGGCAAUGGACAUGAUCAUGCUCUCCCUAGGCGGCAAGCAGCGCAGCCUAGACAAGUGGCGGCAGCUCGCAAGCGAGGCCGGCCUACGGGUGGUCGGCGUCCACCGGGAUCGCAGCGGCCGGUCCGAGAGCCUGUGCGUCAUCGAGUGUGUCCUGGAUUCGGGCGAGGGCCGCGCGGUCUUCGCUGAUACAGCCGCCGCCGCUUCUUCUUCUUCUGCCGCUCCUCCAUCUCCGACGUCGUCCACGGCUGACGCCUGGUCUCCCGUGUCAGCCUCCUCGGCAGGCUCGGACAAUUCUGCUUUCUCAGCUGCCCCGUCCAUGGCUUCUACCGCAGCGACGUCUAUACCUACGUCUUCACCAUCAUCACCGUCUUCGUCCUCGUCACCAACAGCCUUCACGGCAUCACGAACUAUCGCUCCCACCAAGCCAUCUCCACCUUCGCCCUCGCCAGACUCCGUGGUCCGAUCCUCCCUAUCAAUGCCGAUGGCAUCUCGCCUCUCGCCAAUGCUCAAAAACAUGACACGGAGAAUGCGCGGCUGGGCGUGGCAAGGCUAAGCGAGAAAGAAAGAGAAGACAUGCACUUGUUUUUCGUUUCUUUUCAUUUCUUUUUUCUUUUCCCGUGUAUAUAUCAUCUUUGCAGCUCUCCUUGACUUUAACUUAGUACCGCGGUC